Nannizzia gypsea CBS 118893 is the source of this 2286-nucleotide messenger RNA. RefSeq lists its product as hypothetical. The record is from RefSeq and is a predicted model, not a curated record. Bases 1 to 2286 code for a protein of 761 amino acids. Lineage: Eukaryota; Fungi; Ascomycota; Eurotiomycetes; Onygenales; Arthrodermataceae. Gene Ontology annotation, biological process: regulation of DNA-templated transcription; DNA-templated transcription. The transcript has 5 exons. Gene Ontology annotation, molecular function: carboxy-lyase activity; DNA-binding transcription factor activity, RNA polymerase II-specific; zinc ion binding.
AUGGCAUCGACAACGCCCGUCUCCAAUCUUCCUCAGUCUGAAAUUGACGCCAUAAUCCGUACGAAGCGAAAAGUGCGCGAGCCGAAAGCAUGUUACCCGUGUCACACCCGAAAGGUCAAAUGCGAUCGCAAUUUACCGUGUGACGGGUGUGUAAAGCGAGACCAUGCGGAUCUAUGCUCUUAUGAACGUCCCUCCAAAAAGCGCCAUGUAAAUACUCCUCCUCCGCAGGACUCGGAGGAAAUGGUGAAAAAUCUUGAAGGCUCCGGAAAUAUAUCGGUUGGGGAUGUUGAAUUGCAGAAUAUGGCUGUUGAGCAGGAUAGAGUAUCUAUAUCCCGGGUUGAGUGGGAGAGCGUUUGCUCGAAACUAAGGGAUAUGGAGCGGGCCAUGUCUUCCCUUCGAACGGAAAUGGAGAAAGUCGACACCACUGCAUUGGUAUCCCCCGAGCCUCUUACCGAGCAAAGUCGCCUCCCUCGUGACGAACCCUUGUCGGAUCGUGAAGGAAUUCAUGCUAAAAAUGUGUAUGGAGGCGGGACUGUACACCUGGGAUCUAGAUCAGUCCUUGCUUAUCUACUUGGAGGGUCGCCCAAGGAAGCUACUCAAGCAUUACUUGAGGGAGGCAUACUUCCAAAGCUAGGCCUGGACAAUGAGAGUGCUACAUACCCGUUUAUCGAUCUAUGGUCCUCAGACUCCACCACAUACGACAUCAGAUCCGUUUGUGCUGCUCUUCCAGAUGAUAAACAAUGCCGCAGGUUGUUCAAGUACUACCGUAAUAUUGCAGCCAUUAUAUACCCCGUACUUUCGGACCUCGAUCGGUUUGAAGAGAGCCUGGAGUUAGGCCUUCGGAAUAGGGCUGCUUUUGGAAUUAGUGAGAAUGACGAUGAUGAGCUGAGUAAGCCCUUCGGUAUGCCCAUAGCGUUCGUGGGCCUGCUAUUCGCUGUGCUCGCUGCUGGCUGCCAAUCGUCUGAUAUGUCCGGAAAGGAACGUGAACUGACUUCCCGGGUAUAUGUCUGCUGUGCUUAUCAAUUUUUACGUGCCACAAAUUUCGUAUCUCGACCGACUUUAGAGGCAAUACAAACUCUCCUAAUUAUUGGGAAUGUCCUUUCAUAUAACAUGAACCCUGGUGUGUCAUAUAUACUUCUGGGAAUGAGCCACCGCAUGGGCAUGGUCCUCGGCCUCCAGGUUGAGUCGCAUAAAUUCUCACCGGCUCAGCAGUAUGCUAGACGAGUUGUAUGGUGGGCAACCGCGUGGCAGGAUAGCCAUUUCUCGCUAUCAUACGAUAGGCCAUCUGCAAUGGCAUUUAGCCACCCAGACAUUCCCUAUCAUCCAGAUUCACAGCCUGGAGGGAGAUUUUUCUUUGAAACCAUUUGCCAAAUCAUAGCCUUAACCUUAAAUAUAGUCAGAAGUCGCAUGCUCUCAACAGGCUCACAGGUUCCGUUUUCCACCAUACAGACAUACAGGUCUGAACUCAAACGAAUAUUGGCUGAUACAGCACCCUAUCUUCGUGAUCCUUCAUUCUGUGUCUCGUCCAACCAGAAUAUCGAGAGACUCGGUCUAAAACUCCACUCCUCAUACCUUACAUCAGAGAUCUGCCGCCCUUCCCUAAGGCCAAAUGCCGAUCUCCACGAUUCUAUAACCAUCGCAUUACGAAAAGAUUGCAUCGCUGCUCUAUCACGAACAGUAGAAGCAUACGUUGAGAUGUAUGCCGUGAACCGCCAAGCGGCUCGGUCGUGGAUUGGCCUUCAACGGGCUAUCAGUAGUGCGUUUUUACUGGCCGUUGUUGGCGAAUCCAAAACAGACCCGAAUAUUUGGACUUUACUCCGGCGAUUAGAGGGUGUUCUUACAGAACGUGCGAAGGAAGAUGAUAUCUCACAGACAAGUCCAAAGGCUGGAGUUGAGAGCUCGCCUCCUUUUGCUGGCUCGUCAACCAGGGGAUCUCUAGAGAAUACUUAUGAUCCUAGUGCUGCGGCGGCCCCAGGAAACGCAGACACAGAAACACAAUGGGCCAAGCCACUAAUAAAAUCACUACGUGCGCUUCAAAAACUAAAUGCAGCAUUGUUAGUACACCUCAGGCAACACGGCGUUAUCACUGGAUCUGUCAGCGGUUUCAACCCUGCUCUAAUAUACACUCAACCAAUUACGGGAGGUGUACCUGCCUCGGUAGCUGCCUCUACGAGAUCUGGCUCGAUUCCGCCCCCAACCCCGGAGAGCUCUGCCAGCGGAGAGUGGAGUUUCCCAACCCUGCUUGACCGCGCAGCAGAGUACAUAGAUCCGCCCUUAUGGUCGUGA